This is a messenger RNA of Leptosomus discolor (cuckoo roller), 1403 nucleotides long. It is a transcript of the gene CSK, whose product is annotated as C-terminal Src kinase. Gene Ontology annotation, biological process: protein phosphorylation. Gene Ontology annotation, molecular function: protein binding; protein tyrosine kinase activity; ATP binding. The record is from RefSeq and is a predicted model, not a curated record. NCBI's taxonomy places the organism in Eukaryota, Metazoa, Chordata, Aves, Leptosomiformes, Leptosomidae.
CAUGGUACCAAGUGACGUGUCCCCCCUGUGAGAUUUGCGGCCCCCAACCUCCUGAGAAGAUGUCAGGGAUGCAGGCUGUUUGGCCGUCCGGUACAGAAUGUAUCGCCAAGUACAACUUCCACGGUACCGCCGAGCAGGACCUGCCCUUCAGCAAAGGAGACGUCCUCACCAUUGUCGCUGUCACCAAGGAUCCCAAUUGGUACAAGGCGAAGAACAAGGUGGGCCGGGAGGGCAUCAUCCCCGCUAACUAUGUGCAGAAGCGGGAAGGAGUGAAAGCUGGGAUCAAGCUCAGCCUCAUGCCGUGGUUUCACGGGAAGAUCACGCGGGAGCAGGCGGAGCGGCUGCUGUACCCACCCGAGACGGGGCUUUUCCUGGUGCGGGAGAGCACCAACUACCCUGGGGACUACACCCUGUGCGUCAGCUGCGAGGGGAAGGUGGAGCACUACCGCAUCAUUUACUCCUCCAGCAAGCUGAGCAUUGACGAGGAGGUCUACUUCGAAAACCUCAUGCAGCUGGUGGAGCAUUACACCACGGACGCGGACGGGCUCUGCACCCGCCUCAUCAAACCGAAGGUGAUGGAGGGGACGGUGGCAGCGCAGGACGAGUUCUCCCGCAGCGGCUGGGCCCUCAACAUGAAGGACCUCAAGUUGCUGCAGAUCAUUGGCAAAGGGGAGUUUGGAGACGUGAUGCUGGGAGAUUACCGGGGGAACAAAGUCGCCGUGAAGUGCAUUAAAAACGAUGCCACAGCGCAGGCCUUUCUGGCGGAGGCGUCCGUGAUGACGCAGCUCCGACACAGCAACCUGGUGCAGCUCCUGGGGGUGAUUGUGGAGGAGAAGAGCGGCCUUUACAUCGUCACCGAGUACAUGGCCAAGGGCAGCCUAGUAGACUACCUGCGGUCACGUGGGCGGUCGGUCCUCGGUGCAGACUGUCUCCUGAAGUUCUCCUUAGAUGUCUGUGAAGCCAUGGAGUACCUGGAAGCCAACAACUUUGUCCACCGGGACCUGGCGGCGAGGAACGUCCUGGUCUCGGAGGACAACAUCGCAAAGGUCAGCGAUUUUGGGCUGACCAAGGAAGCCUCCUCCACGCAGGACACGGGGAAGCUGCCGGUGAAGUGGACGGCACCAGAAGCACUUAGAGAAAAGAAAUUCUCCACCAAGUCAGAUGUGUGGAGCUUCGGGAUCCUCCUCUGGGAAAUCUACUCCUUCGGGCGAGUGCCUUAUCCGAGAAUCCCCGUGGUCCCCCGCGUGAAGAAGGGCUAUAAGAUGGAUGCCCCCGACGGCUGCCCCGCCGUCGUCUACGAGGUGAUGAAGAAGUGCUGGACCCUGGACCCCGGCCACCGGCCGUCCUUCCACCAGCUCCGCGAACAGCUAGUGCAUAUCAAAGAGAAGGAGCUCUACCUGUGA